This is a messenger RNA of Abrus precatorius (Indian licorice), 3705 nucleotides long. RefSeq names its product putative E3 ubiquitin-protein ligase XBAT31. Gene Ontology annotation, molecular function: protein binding. Bases 108 to 1430 code for a protein of 440 amino acids. The transcript is spliced from 8 exons. The record is from RefSeq and is a predicted model, not a curated record. Lineage: Eukaryota; Viridiplantae; Streptophyta; Magnoliopsida; Fabales; Fabaceae.
ACAUUUCCACGUCACCACCACCACCACCACCACCAUGGAAGGUGGCCCGUGAGGCUGUUUCCGGCCACCUCUCUCAGUGCUAAGUGUUGAUCAAGGUGGGAGAGGAAAUGGGUCAGAGGCUAAGUUGCAGGCAACAGCAUGAUGACAGUGCUUUGUUCCCUGCAAUUGCAAGUGGAGAAUUGGAGGUUGUUGAGGCCAUGGUCGAGGAAGACCACACUGUUUUGGAACACACCACUGGUCAUGACAGGCUCUCAACACUUCAUGUAGCUGCUGCGAAUGGUCGGAUCCAGGUUCUUUCCAUGUUAUUGGAUAGGUCUUUCAAUGUUGACAUAUUGAAUCGCCAUAAACAGACCCCGUUGAUGUUGGCAGUGAUGCAUGGAAAGACUGGUUGUGUUGAAAAUCUUAUUAAUGCUGGAGCAAAUAUAUUGAUGUUUGAUUCUAUACGUAGAAGAACUUGUUUGCAUUAUGCUGCUUAUUAUGGCCACAUAGAUUGCCUUAAGGCCAUUUUGUCUGCUGCACAUUCCACACCUGUUGCAGAUUCUUGGGGAUUUGCAAGAUUUGUCAACAUAAGAGAUGGAAAUGGGGCCACCCCACUACAUCUUGCAGCCCGACACAAACGGUCCGAAUGCCUUCAUGCCCUGUUAGACAAUGGUGCUCUUGUUUGUGCUUCAACUGGUGGAUAUGGUUACCCUGGAAGCACACCACUUCAUAUGGCUGCCCGUGGUGGUUCUUUGGACUGUGUCCGGAUGUUGCUUGCUUGGGGAGCUGAUAGGCUUCAAUUAGAUUCUUCUGGGAAAAUACCAUUCACCGUUGCCCUGAAGCACAAGCAUAAGGGAUGUGCUGCUCUGCUGGAUCCUUCAUCAGCAGCACCACUUGUUUGGCCAUCCCCAUUAAAGUUCAUUAGUGAGCUCAAUCAGGAAGCCAAAGCCUUACUAGAAAAGGCCUUGCUAGAAGCUAACAGGGAGAGGGAGAAGAUUCUACUAAAGGAGGCUGACAUGCCUCCAUCCCCACUGCCUUCUGAGAGUGAAAAUGAUAAUGUUGCCUCUGAGGCCAGCAAUAUGGAGUUGUGUUCCAUAUGCUUUGACCAAGUGUGCACGAUUGAGGUCAGACCCUGCAGCCAUCAAAUGUGUGCUCAUUGCACCCUAGCUUUAUGCUGUCACAAGAAACCUGAUCCUGCAAGGGCUUGCCCUUCUGGACCAGUUUGUCCAUUUUGCCGUGGUACCAUUCUUCAAUUACUUGUUGCUAAGAAUACCCAGGGAAGUGAUACAGAAGUGGAAUCUAGCCCUAUGAAGCCAAGGCGAUCACGAAAAUCAAAUAUCAGUGAAGGGAGCAGCAGUUUCAAGGGCUUGUCGGCCAUGGGCUCGUUUGGAAGGAUUGCUGGCCGCAAUUCAGGGAAGAUUACAGCUGAAAAGCAAUGGGGGGUUUCUUGAAAAUUGAUAGUUGGUGGUUAUUUUUCUUGCUAGCCAGCAGGAAACUGAUAUAAAUAGUGGUUUUAGUUUCUGCAGAAUAGCUGCCUAUAUUGGUAUGUUGUUUGGAUUCAUUUUCUCACGAUUGUCCAAAGAUCACUAAGAUCAUGAGAGAUAACCGUUUGUCAUCGGUUUAAGUUUUCUACUUUUGUAAUCUGAUUCUGGACUUGGAGCAUCAGAACAGUUGUGUUUUUUUUCCUCAAAUAUCAAGUAUAAUAUGCAUGAGUUAAAGGUAAUUUCCUUGCUUCUUUAACUGUGGGAAAUAUAAAUGGGUUCACACACAUGUUUUCAUUCAUCACUAUUGUGACAAGGUUUUACCUUGUUGGUGUUCAAUUUCUUGAGCUGGACUUCUUGCUUUCACAUCAUUUGAGCAGUGAACAUCUGAUGGGAAAGUGUAAAUUAGCUACUGUUGUUCUCAAACAUAUUCAAUCUAAAUGCUCAACCAAGGAUGCUAUCAAUUUGUGCUAAUAGAAUCCUUGAUGUUUCCAAGACAAUGUUUCUGUAUUUUUAAUCUGGUUUCUUAGGUACUGCAGAAACCUCAAUAUGGUGGAAGCUUUUGCUGGCAUCAGUCAAGCUCCGUCUGUAAUACUACCGAAUCACCAUAUAUUACAAUAUUUUUUAAUGAGAUACAUUCGCAUGACCUGUGAUGUGUUUGCCCCUUGAAACAGAAAGGAAACAAGAUUUGACAUACUUAUCAUCAUUGUUGAUCAGCACCUAUAUAGAAACAAGCAAACAGACCACUAGCAUUGUAUGUAAUAACUCACACGAGAGUGGUAUGCAACUGUAGCAAAUUUUGUAAGAUUUCCGUAGUUCAAAUUUAUCAUCUGCGGAUCUAUUUAUAUAUAUUUUGUAAGGCUUUAUUAUUAAUUUUCUUAUUACUUUCAUAAAGAACUGCAGAAAGGAGUAUAAAAUAUAACAUCCUAAUGCCUUGAAAUUUAAUUAUCAAUCAGGAGAAUCUCCUGAAACAGAUAAAAAAAACACUCCAUGACCUCUGAAUGGAAGAAAAGUGAAUAAACAAGUGAUAAUAACUUAUUUAGUUAUCCACUCAAACGAGGAAAAACUAUUGGUGCUACAUAUCCAUCACUCUGGUCCAUUUGAUGGCUCCCAACUAAUAGUGAGUUUGAGUCUCGAAUAGGGGAAAAACCAUUAGAUCCAUAAGUGGUUGGACACUGAUUCCUUCUGUAUGUGCUUGCAAUUCUUCUCUCAGCUUCAAGGUAGUGAGCAAGAGAGGGAGCAUCAUUCCCACUCACUGCAUCAGUACUUAACCUUGAACAAAGUGAAAACAGCCAAGGCUUCAGCUUGUGAAUCUUUUUGUUGUCCCUUGAGGAUUCCACCAUUCUUCCCCUGGUUGAUCUCCUUGAGAGUUCUAGGAAGCUAGAAAUACCAAUGAGGUUGCCAAGUGUAAUGUUUUUGUCAUGGAAGAAUGAUCCAGUGGACUAUAACAAGCCAUAUCAAGUGAGUUAGGUAAAUGGCUCAUGAAUACUGACUUCUAUACAAUUAGUAUAUAUGCCAAAUUUCAAUUGACAUUCAUUAACAUGAUUGCUUAAAAAUAUUUCACUAAAUAAUAGUUAGUAUGAAAAGGGUGGCUCAGUGUAUGAGACUCCCAUUUAGUAGGGUCUGAGAGGGAAGAUAGAAGUAGACAGUUAUACGCCCUAAAGCAAAGAACUAUUUCUAACAUUUGAGGUCACAAGCCAAUAACCUUAUUGUUAUGCUUAUGCUCUUCCUUAAUAAUUAAUAAAGAACCAUUUAUGAAAAAUGUUAAUUAUUCUGUAUUUUAUCUGUUAUACAAUAUGAUUGCUCCUUUCUCUCACUGUUCAAAGGGUAGUUUAACAGAAGGCAUAACUUUCAACAAAGCGUGAUUUGAAUUGAUCCCAAAAUGACAAACAUUAUAUCAACAAGAUGGAAAAUAAAGUGAAAUCAACGUCACAUUCUGUCAAGUCAUGAUGUGGUAGGCCAUGCUAUGGACCCCAUUGGAGCCAACCAAUAAAUUACACAAAAAAGAAGCGAAGGAUCCAAAAGAGAGCGACAGGGGAAGAGAUCGAAGCUUUAUGGGCAUGUUCAUUACAUGUAGCUUCCUUUUCCUUCCUAUUCAUUUUUGGUUUGGACUCAUUCAAAAUUUGAAAAAAGCUUCAUCUUCGUCAGAGAAAUGAACUCAAAGUACGGAGUCAAAACUCAAAAGCCAUCGUUCUAACUUCUAACCAGUAUGAAAGAGUAAAUUAUACCAAAUUUAAGACAAGCU